GAAGGUCUAAAUAUUUCGUUGAAGUAAAAGAUAUAUUAAUAUGAAGGUACUGGUGUGUGGUGGAGCUGGGUAUAUCGGUACCCAAUUUGUGCGGUGUCUCCUCCGCAGGACACAACACUCGGUGAUUAUUGUGGAUUCUCUCGAGGCGACACAUGGGGACGCUUCUCAUGUUGAUACUGAGGAGAAUUGGAAGAAAAAGCAGAUUAACUCCAAGUUGGGAGAUGGAGACACAGCUGGAAAGCGGUUCGCCCUUUUGGAGGUUGGCGAUGUCCGGAACGAGGAGUUCCUCAACGGAGUGUUCACAAAGCACGGACCUAUUGAUGCAGUGGUGCACAUGUGUGGGUACAUCGCCGUGGGGGAGAGCACCCAAGACCCGCUGAUGUAUUACGACAACAACGUCAUCGGGAUGAUCCGUCUGCUUCAGACGAUGCGGCGUCACGGCUGUGAUAAGUUGAUUCUCUCGAGUUCAGCUGCUCUCUUUGGAAACGUGUUGCAGAACCUUGAAAGGAAUACCAAUGCUCCAGACACAGGGAAACACGCACCUAUUGUACCGAUUAUGCCGGAUGCAGCGCGGAAACCCGAAAGUCCAUACGGUCGAACCAAAUACGUUGACGAGAUGAUGCUCGAGGAUUGCGCCACGGCGUACGGCAUCAAGUCGGUGUGCCUGCGGUACUUUAAUGCAUGUGGUGCUGACGAAGAAGGUGACAUCGGCGAGACUCACGAUCCCGAGACCCAUUUGAUUCCUCUCAUUCUGCAGGUUCCCCUGGCGGACCAGAUCAAUGCCUAUAACGCGAAACAUCAUCCAGAGCGACGUCAGGCGCGGUCUUACAUCUCUGUUUUCGGUACAGACUACGACACCCCAGAUGGAACCUGUAUUCGCGAUUAUGUUCACGUCUUUGACUUAUCUAUGGCACACAUCCAAGCCCUUGAUUACCUUGCCAGUUUGAAGCCCGAGGAUAAGAAUAAAUUCUUCUUAGCCUUAAAUCUCGGAACUGCGAAGGGAAAUUCUGUAUUGGAAGUUAUCGAAGCCGCUCGGCGUGUGACGGGACAUCCAAUUCCAAUAAAAGAGGAGCCUCGGCGUGAAGGGGAUCCACCCGUGCUCGUUGCCUCUGGUGAAGCCGCAAAAGAGAUUCUUGGGUGGAAGCCUGAGUACGACACUAUUGAUAAGAUUAUUGCUUCUGCAUGGAGGUUCCAUUCAAAGCAUGUGAUGGGAUAUGAAAAAAUUGACUAAAUAUACAGGUCUAUAGAACCAUUUGACGAGCAAAAGUAUUGAUAUUGGAAUUUUUUAAUUUAAUUAUUAUAUUAUUGAUAUUGAAAUUUUUAAUUUAAUUAUUAUAUUAUUGAUAUUGAAAUUUUUUUAUUUAAUUAUUAUAUAAUUUUCAAAAUAAGUCACUAUAUUAGACCAGAAGUUAUUGGGAUAAAUAAAAGGCUAUAUCUGGUCUAACUAUUUUUGUUAUAUGCAUUUUUUUAAUUUCUACACUUCAAUGCUG
Messenger RNA from Phytomonas sp. EM1, 1490 nucleotides. NCBI's taxonomy places the organism in Eukaryota, Euglenozoa, Kinetoplastea, Trypanosomatida, Trypanosomatidae. The record is from the annotation of a GenBank genome assembly.